This is a messenger RNA of Episyrphus balteatus (marmalade hoverfly), 5371 nucleotides long. It is a transcript of the gene nAChRalpha4, whose product is annotated as acetylcholine receptor subunit alpha-like. The record is from RefSeq and is a predicted model, not a curated record. Gene Ontology annotation, biological process: nervous system process; chemical synaptic transmission; signal transduction. Gene Ontology annotation, cellular component: neuron projection; postsynaptic membrane; synapse. Bases 1989 to 3683 code for a protein of 564 amino acids. The transcript has 13 exons. Lineage: Eukaryota; Metazoa; Arthropoda; Insecta; Diptera; Syrphidae. Gene Ontology annotation, molecular function: transmembrane signaling receptor activity; acetylcholine-gated monoatomic cation-selective channel activity.
UCGUCGUGUUUGGUUGAAGUUUUUAUUUCUCGCGUAAGAAUCCGUUACAAGGAUAAUAGUUUUUAUUACAAACAAGGAUAUUUUUUAGGGUGUUUUCCCUUAUUUUUUUCCUCCAAAAAGGAUAUUACAAUCUCUGGAUGACAUUUAAAUGCAUUUUAUGAAAAAAAUACCAAAAAAGGACAUAAUUAUUUUCAUCCUUUUUAUGUGUUUAAGUGUUUUUUUCUGAUUUCUUGGUAGAAUAAAAAUCAUGUCCUUUUUCUAACAAUUUUUUAGAAAAAAAAAAAACAAGUGCUCUCCCAGUUAACUUCUCUCAAUUUAUAUUUACGUUGUUGUCGUGUGGCUGUGUGUGUAGCUCUGACUCUAAAGCAGAGUAGGAGUAUCGUUGUCGUCUCUCCGUCUGACCUCGUGCAGUGAAUCAUUGAGUGAAGUGAAUCGCACAGGACCUUCAUUCAUGCAGUUGUCCUGUGACGUGUCUCUACUGCACAACGCGCUGUGUUUUUACUUUGUAUAAGAGCCAAGAAGUGUAUUUUUUGUUUGCGUUGUUCUUGUUUUUGUGUUCAAAAAAAAGGAUACAAAUCUAAAAAAGGAUCCUCUCGGAAAAGCGAAAAGAUUUAGGUGUGGAUUUCGUGGGCGGUGGCACACACAAAAGGACCAAACCCCAAACCAUCUCUAGACCGCAUUCUGAGCGCCUGCUAUGCCAUUCAUUAAUGCAAUUAUAUCCUUUUCAAUUCUCAGCAUUAGAGAAUGAAAGGCAAAAAAAAAGAAAUGUGUGAGUAGCUCCUGUCAAGAACAACAACAAAAAUAAAAAGAGAAAAGAAUUAUACAAAAAGUAAAAAAAAAAAAGGAAAAUAAGAAAAUUCAUAUAAAGGAAAAGUGUGUAAGAAAAGAAAAUUAUGUAACACAAUACAAGACGGGCAGUGAAAAUUCCUUUUUGGUGGGGGAUGUAAACCAAAAAGAAUAAAAAAUAAUAAAUGCAAAAAAAAAUCCUUAAAAGUGUUUUGUCCUCGCGAAUGCGUUCGAUGCAGAAAGCAGGACCAACACACAAAACAAAGUGAAUGAAUGAAUUAUUUUUAUAUAAAAAUUUUAAUGUCCUUUCUGGAUGAUCCUUAAAUAGUGCAUUCAGAUAAUUGUAAAAAUAUUUUCUAUCCUCUUUUAUUGAAAAUUAGAAUCCUUGCUGUUUAAAAUGGUGUUAAGAGGAAUUUGAUGAUGAAAAUGUGCGAAUAAUUCACAGAUUGUCAAUUGUUUUUUGCAAGGAUAUUAAAAUUAACGCGUGUGUUUUAGUGAAUUGAAAAGUGUUUUUGUUAUAAUUUUAUUCUGUUUGUCCUAUAUUUUGUGUGUAUUGUAGUUAUGCAAUGAUGUCCUUUGGUGGAAAUACUUUAAUUUGUAUUCUAGAUCAUCUAGUUUAGCAAAACCGGAAGUGAAACCGCCCAUCAAAUACAAUAUAUUAUAUAAGUUAAAAGCAUAAGGAUAUAUUUAUUAUUAUUAUUAUUGUCCUCUGUGUGUUUUUGUUUUCGUCCUGUGGUCCUGGAGUCCUUUCUUCAUAUUUGUAAUCAAAGGAAAACAGCCUUGAUUGAGGAAUAUAUAUAUACACAACAACGUUUACCAAAAACAGAUAUGGACGACCUAAAUCAACUUCGAAUACACAGUAGAACAAAAAUCUUUCUAUUUAUCACGAGACUCUCAAUCUCAAUGCCCUUCUAAGAAGACAUUAAUAAAAAGGAAUAUAAAAAAAAACCCUUCACACUCAUCCUAGCACACACACACUCAUCACGAGUAUAACGGACGAAAUUAUUAUUCAUUCACAUUGAACUCGGAAAAAGUCAAAAAAUCAAAAAAAUGUCACAUCUUCAACAACCGCAUACAAAUCUCUGUUGAUGCAGCAGUAAAUAUUCCUUUUUCUCUCUAACUUUCUAUCUCUCUCUCUGUCAACCCCACCCGCCGGUAAACUGCAUCAACCAUAGCAAAGCAACCUUCAAACGGUCUUCAAAAUGAAAAUGUCACCCACAACGGGGGAGACGAUACGAGCAUGGCUCCUAUCGGCUCUCAUGGUCCAUGGAGCGGUGGCGGGCAAUCCCGAUGCAAAAAGGCUCUAUGACGAUCUACUUAGUAAUUACAACAAAUUGGUGCGACCUGUGGUAAAUACAACCGAUGUCCUUAAAGUCUGCAUAAAGCUGAAAUUGUCACAGCUUAUUGAUGUGAACCUGAAAAAUCAAAUAAUGACAACGAAUCUUUGGGUGGAACAGUCCUGGUACGAUUACAAACUAAGAUGGGAACCUAAAGAAUACGGUGGUGUUCACAUGUUGCACGUACCCUCCGAUCACAUCUGGCGGCCAGAUAUUGUAUUAUACAACAAUGCUGAUGGUCAUUAUGAAGUAACACUUAUGACAAAAGCAACAGUCUAUAGUAAUGGUUUGGUUAUAUGGCAACCACCAGCCGUCUAUAAGUCAUCCUGUUCAAUCGAUGUUGAAUAUUUUCCAUAUGAUGUACAGACGUGCAUCUUAAAAUUAGGAAGUUGGACCUAUGAUGGUUUUAAGGUGGAUUUGCGGCACAUGGACGAACAGCAGGGAAGCAAUAUUGUAGAUGUCGGAGUUGAUCUCUCUGAGUUUUAUAUGUCCGUCGAAUGGGAUAUCCUUGAAGUGCCAGCAGUGAGAAACGAGAAAUUCUACACAUGCUGCGAUGAGCCUUAUUUGGAUAUCACAUUCAACAUAACGAUGCGAAGGAAGACUCUCUUCUAUACGGUGAACAUAAUUAUUCCUUGCAUGGGUAUAUCAUUCCUGACGGUGUUAACAUUUUAUUUGCCAUCAGAUAGUGGAGAGAAGGUAACACUCUCAAUAUCCAUUCUUAUCAGUCUCCAUGUGUUCUUUUUGCUGGUUGUCGAAAUUAUUCCACCAACAUCUCUAGUUGUGCCUUUACUAGGGAAAUAUCUAAUAUUUGCUAUGAUAUUAGUUUCAAUAAGUAUAUGCGUCACCGUAGUCGUACUCAAUGUCCAUUUCCGAUCGCCGCAAACGCAUCGAAUGGCACCAUGGGUUAAACGAGUGUUCAUCAAUUUCCUGCCCAAAUUUUUAUUCAUCAAACGGCCAAAAUACAACUUUGAAACAAGCAAAUUGCUGCUGAAAGAUACACACGCCUGUUUCUAUCCAUACUAUUCAACAACGAAUCUGGAUCACAGUCCAACUGCCUACAGUCGAACGCCAUCAAAAGAGGAUUUGUCGCCAUCCAGCGUUGCUUUUUGCAGCUUAACUGGAACUGGACCAUUCGGUGGCAGUUGUCAAAUCCAUGGGCCAAUUCCAACCCUGCCACAAUCUGGAUCGAAUGAUUUAUCUGCCGUUCCCGAUUUAGACAUGGGACCACCCACGGGCAUUAAGAGUCCCAUAAUCAAUAACCCAGCAUUCUCCCAUUCGAAGUGUCCACCGAGAGUGCAUCGAAGUUGUUUUUGUGUACGUUUUAUUGCGGAGCAUACAAAAAUGCAAGAGGACUCAACUAAGGUCAAAGAAGAUUGGAAAUACGUUGCAAUGGUCCUCGAUCGUUUAUUCUUAUGGAUAUUCACAUUAGCUGUCGUAGCUGGUACCGCCGGUAUUAUUUUACAGGCGCCAACACUCUACGACGAUCGAAUUCCUAUUAUCGAACAAAAGUCCAUUGAUUUUUCGGGAACAUCGGCUGGCCGUUGUCGUCCGCCCCAAUAGCAGUUUUACUGUACAAAGUUCGUAUUCUUAAUUCCUCCUAUAAUAUUAUGUGCAAUGGGAAUGAGUGCCUGUGUUUUAAUGUCUGAAAGUUAUUACGCGUUUGUUAAAAAAUAUCUAGAACGAUUUUUUUAAAAAAGGAACCGACAGAGAAAUUAAAAGAUGAACAAAAAAAAUACGAGAACCAAAUACAAAAAAUUGACAAAAAUACAAAAAAAAAAAUAUUUUAACAAAAAAUAAAAUUAAACAAAAAAAUUGCAAAAAAAAAAGAUAAAAAAUCAUACAAAAAAAAAAAAAUAAACAAAACAAAUGUAACGAAAUUAUGAAAAGAAUUAUUUAAGAAAACAAAAAAAAAAAAUGAUGUAAGAAAGAUUAUACAUAUACAUUGAUAAGCAGUUAAUUCGUAAAAGAAACAAAAACAAAAAAAUUAUAGGUAAACUCUAUAAAUAAGAAACAUUAAAUUAAAUAAAAAGAAAAAAAAAACUAGUUCAAUUAAAAAUUGAUUUUAAGAUGUUAGUUUCUCCUCCCACAACCACGCACAGAAAAUUUGUUUAUAUCAAGUAGACAAAUAUCUUUAAAAAAAAAAUAAAAACAAAAAAAUACUUCAUCUGUCUGUUAAAUUUUUUGCUAUUAAUUUUCUUAUAAUAAACUUUAAAAAUAAAUACAAAAAAAGAAAAUAAUUACUAAUUUUGAUCAACAUAAAAAUAAGAACAAAGUCCAAUUUCAUACCUUCGUGUAUAUUUCAUAAAAUUUCUCUUUCUAUCUUAAAUGAAGUUAAAACCAAAUAUCACUGUAUGAACCGAACAAAUGUUGAUGUGAGUUUUUUCCUAAAAACAAUUAUUUUUCUUUUUUUUUUUUCUUUUCAACCAAACAAUUUUUAUUUUUGGUUUACCUUACAAAACAGCACAAUUGGUUUGUUAUAAUAUAAAAUAUGGAUGUUGUUAUUGAAAUAUUCGUGCAGUUCACUCUACAAGUACAAUUACUACCACUCGACUUCCUAAGAAUAGCUUUUUUCAUAUUAUUGUGGAAUGAGGAUAUUAAGCUGACUUUUCGAUUAGUAAAGAAACCCGUCUGCCAAGAUGACUUAAUUUACUCAGUUUAAUUGAUGUUACUCUGAAUUCUGGUAACAGACCUGACCCGAAAAUUUACACUUCUUUUGUAUUAGAAAACUCAUGAGUCCCAUUUAAUAAAGACCUAACACCUUCAUAAAAAAGAAUGUCUUUUAAAAGCACAUAGCGUUGGCCAGAUUUUGAGGAUUACCCCAACAUAUCAUCAUAGGACAACUCAUCAUGAGCAAUCCAUUAUGAGAAAAGUCAUCACAAGGUUCGAUUUGACCAAAUUUCACCAAAUUUGAAUAUGCUUCUUGAGUAAAUUUGUGGUAUUUUUUGAUUUUAUUUCUUGAAUGUUUAUCUUGACGGUUGCUUUAAGGAAAUUUCCAUGAUUACUUGUCCCGAAUUUAUAAAGGAGCUUCUGAAAACGUAACAAUUUAGUGGUACGUCGCAUAUUGGGACAAGAUGACUGAAUUCAUGGCCUAAAAUCAGCCCGUACAGUCAGAACCUAAAAUUUCGCAUGUAGGCUCCUAAGACUCUUACAAAGUGAUUUCAAAAAUUUUGCCACGCCCUCUAAAACGCCCACUUUAUAGAUUACCAUUUCUGAAUUAAUGAACGAUUUCUCUUAUAUAUCAGCUUAAC